This is a messenger RNA of Dunckerocampus dactyliophorus (ringed pipefish), 2842 nucleotides long. It is a transcript of the gene slc2a8, whose product is annotated as solute carrier family 2 member 8. The transcript has 11 exons. The coding region runs from base 201 to 1643 and encodes 480 amino acids. NCBI's taxonomy places the organism in Eukaryota, Metazoa, Chordata, Actinopteri, Syngnathiformes, Syngnathidae. The record is from RefSeq and is a predicted model, not a curated record. Gene Ontology annotation, biological process: transmembrane transport. Gene Ontology annotation, molecular function: transmembrane transporter activity. Gene Ontology annotation, cellular component: membrane.
CGCACUGGUGUCGUUUUUUUGUCGAAAAGCCGAACCGGAAAUGGAAGACACGCCGGUGGUCAGCUGACUUGAAUGUUGACAAGAAGCAGCUCGAAGCAGGAAGCAGCGAAUGCUUUCAAAGCUACCCGCAGAGUAAUGCCGUCGAAGAAGCCUUGAAUGAAAGUGGUCCACGUGAGAGGUGAACACCGGGGAACGUCGUCAUGGACGCUCACAACGAGCGCAGGAGGCUGCUGGACGCAGAAGAAGGAGAUGAUGAUCCCACCGGACUCACAACCGAGCAGGACGCUUAUCUCAGCAAAGUGAAGAACAGGAAGUUGUACCUGGCCACCUUCGUGUCGGUGCUGGGUCCCAUGAGCUUUGGCUUUGUGCUGGGCUACAGCUCGCCCGUCAUCCCAGAACUCAGCAGCAGCUCGGACCCUCGGCUGCGGCUGGGCGAGGCGCAGGCCUCCUGGUUCGGAUCUGUGGUGACCUUGGGAGCGGCGGCAGGGGGCCUGCUGGGCGGCUGGAUGGUGGAGAAGGCGGGCAGGAAGCUCACCAUCAUGUUCUGCUCACUGCCCUUUGUCUUCGGCUUCACCGCCAUCAUCGCCGCGCAGAACGUGUGGAUGUUGUAUGUCGGAAGGAUGCUGACUGGCCUCGCCAGCGGCGUCACCUCGCUCGUCGUGCCGCUGUACAUUGCGGAGAUGGCCCACGAGCGCGUGCGAGGGACGCUGGGCUCGUGCGUGCAGCUCAUGGUGGUGAUGGGCAUCAUGGGAGUCUACCUGGCUGGUCUCUUCGUGGGUUGGCGCUGGCUGGCAGUCUGCAGCUCCGUCCCACCCACGCUGCUGAUGGUGUGCAUGUGCUUCAUGCCUGAGACGCCUAGGUUCCUGCUGUCUCGGGGCAAGAGGCGCGAGGCCGAGGAGGCCCUGCGCUUCCUGCGGGGACCGGACGCCCCCGUGGAAUGGGAGUGCGCUCGUAUCGAGGAUGCGUGCGACGAGCAGGGGUCCAGUUUCCAAGCGUCGGACCUGAAGGAUCCCGGCGUGUACAAGCCGCUGGCGAUCGGCAUCAUGCUGAUGGCAUUCCAGCAGAUGACGGGGAUCAACGCCAUCAUGUUCUACGCGGAGAACAUCUUCGAGCAGGCGCAUUUCAAGGAGAGCGACCUUGCCUCGGUCAUCGUGGGCCUGAUUCAGGUGGUCUUCACGGGCGUGGCGGCGCUGGUCAUGGACAGGGCCGGAAGAAAAGUCCUCCUCGUGAUCUCAGGCGUCGCCAUGGCGAUCAGCACCGCAGCCUUCGGGGUUUACUUCUACCUGAUGUACAGACUCCACGCCGACCUAUCCUGGUUGGCCCUCGCCAGCAUAUCAGUCUUCAUCACAGGGUUCGCUGUGGGCUGGGGUCCCAUCCCGUGGUUGGUCAUGUCGGAGAUCUUCCCCGUCAAAGCGAGAGGCUUUGCGAGUGCCGCGUGCGUGCUCACCAACUGGGGCAUGGCCUUCGUCGUCACAAAGAGCUUCCAGGACAUGAUGACCCUCCUCACCAGCGCCGGAACCUUCUGGCUGUUCUCCUCAAUGUGUGUCCUCAACGUUAUCUUCACCGCCGCCUUUGUCCCAGAAACCAAAGGCAGGACGUUGGAGCAGAUCGAGGCCUCGUUCAGGGGAACGUCACGCACGUGAUUCACGCUCCAGCAUCAUAACCGCUGCUCAUCUUUUCAUUUAAGGAAUCUGUGAGCGUAAAGUUCUCGACACCUCCUCAGAAUGUACGGGUGCUGCUGGGGGUCACAUGGUGUUAAUGUUGGAGAGAAAUAAGCUCAUUUAAAAAAAAGUCAACUUUUUUUGUUUGAAAUAUACACAGUCAAAGGAAAAGUACACUUUUUUUUUAAAUUUUGCCCAUAAAAACAGCUUUUAAAAAAGGCAACUAAUUAAUGCACAUAAUGGGACACAUCUAUUCCACCUAGAAAGGCCGCUAUUAAAACACCUAGAAAAACCUCCAGCAAGGUUUUAUUAUUUUCUAUCCAUGCUGUGGGCAUGUAGUAACAGGCACAUUUAUGAUAACAUAACAGUUUUAAGCAUUAGCGGAACUUCUUUCCUGGGCGCAUUUCACAUAGCUGCUAGCCCCUAGCCGGUGUGGUGGUUUCACUACGCCAGUAACGUAGUUCUGUAAGACGUAACAAUAAUAUAAUAACCACUCGUUUAUCGCAUUUGGCAUUCUAAUUAUGGGUUUUAACGUUAUAAGAGCCCAGUAGAGAUGAAAUGACAUCACCGAUCGUAUAUUUUACACUAAUUGUUCUUUAUUGACGUCACUUUGCUCAGGCUACGGGAUCACUCCAGGGACAUAACAGACGGCCACCGCUAGCAUAGCUUAGCAAGCUAACUAGUUUGCCUCUCCAAUUGAUUUAUUCCAAACCUUAUGAAAGCGUUUCAAACGGAGUGGGGAAGGAGGAUAAAGAAGUUAAAAACACACCACUUCUAGACGGAAUGACAGAACCUUUUUUACCACUCGAUUUCAGCUGUCCUCAUAUCUUAAGAACGCACCCGUAAGGAUUAUGGAUGAGUAAAAUUUAAAAAAAAACGUGCACUGUUGCUUUUUUUGUUUACCUCAGGUGGCUUUCCUUGAGUGAGCAGGAUUGCAGUGGCAAAACUGUUAGUUGUGGGUCGAAUUAUGAAGGAAACAACCCAAAAUGUGCUGGAAGAUCUUCACAAUCCUCAUUCCUGCUGGCAAAGUGAGACGUUUAGUUUAGCGGUACAGUUUACACAGAUUGCUCAGUUAGCCAAUUUUGUUUUUAUCAUUUUUUUCUUGGAAGAAUCAUACAUUUGUCUGACUGUGACCUCUUUCAAAACACACUAUCAAUUGUAAAAUAAAAUGUACUGUACAA